CAGUGGCUCUGGAGCUGAUCACAGAAAGCAUUGCUCCUGGGAAGAGAAGCUCCCCUGGGAGGCCCCAGAUGAAGAUGUGGAUUGCCAUCCUGCUCUUCCCCCUGAUCCCCUUCUGUGUGUGUGAGCAGAGCUCUGCUGCCCUGAGAGGGAGAGGAGUGCAGGUGGUGCAGGUCAGCAGGCUGUCCUCUGAGCAGCAGUGCAGGCAGGCCUGCCAGAGCCCAGCUGCUGCAGGUAACCACCACUGCAACUGGUCUGUGCCCUACCAGAGUCACUGCCUCCUCCUGCAGUGUCCCCAGCUGAGUGUGUGCCAGGCUGCUGCAGAGCAGGACCUCAGACUUGCUGAGGCCACGCCAGCCGCUGCCUCUUCUCCCACCUCCGGCUCCAGCCGCGGCCCCGAGCCUGGGGGCACCGUGGAGAGCUCAGGACAUACCAGCUCCGUCUCAGUGCCAUCCCCUGGCUCUGCUGCCCUCCCUGUGCCCUCUGCAGCGGGUGCUGAGACGCCUCCCAGGGAGCAUCUGGAGCCAGGCACCAGCAGCGUUCCUCCCCCGGCCCUGUCCACUCCUCUGGGCUCUACAGGAGGUGGUGAGGUCUUCCCUCCUGCCUCUCCAGCAGAAACAGUGCCUGGGCCUGGGAUGGAGCCAACAGCUCUCCCUUCCUCCCCAGCAGCUGCCCCCAGAACAGCAGCUCCUGGCCCUGCAGGCGCUCAGGACACAGACAGUGACUACCUGCUGGUUGCUGCCGAGCCCCUGACCCAGUACCUGGUGGACAGGAGCUCCCUCCUGGCAGUGCUGCUGGUGGGCACAGGCUUCUUCAUCACUGUCCUGGUGCUCUUCCUCAUGCAGGCCUAUGAGAGCUACAAGAAGAAGGAUUACACCCAGGUGGAUUACCUGAUCAAUGGGAUGUACCUGGACUCAGAGAUGUGAGAGGCUGGGGAGGAGAGGGGGAGCAGAGGGGGGAAGGGGAAGGCAAGCCUGGGCUUGGGCUUCUUCCCUGCUUGCCAGGAACACAAACUGCAAGUGCUUCCAAACUUCCUCCCAGUGCAGCUG
This is a messenger RNA of Dryobates pubescens (Downy woodpecker), 1046 nucleotides long. RefSeq names its product chromosome 22 C11orf24 homolog (gene C22H11orf24). The record is from RefSeq and is a predicted model, not a curated record. Lineage: Eukaryota; Metazoa; Chordata; Aves; Piciformes; Picidae. The coding region runs from base 69 to 923 and encodes 284 amino acids. The transcript has 3 exons.